UGAUGCCCUCCAGCACAGUAGGUGGCGGAAGUACACAAUACGUUCGCUUUCCAACCGCCACAAAACUCAACGAAGAAGAAGACGAGCCUGACAAACAAACGGAGAACUAGGUUGAAAUAUCCUUUUUAAGACAGGUCUGUUUCUUUGAACCACACACAGAUCAAGAUUUACACCUUCAGUAAACCAAGUUUGAAAUAAAUACAGGAAUAGUUCCUAUUAUUCUACAAGUGAAGGAGCCACCUCAUCCAAAAGUAGACAUGGCACAAAGUGAUAAAUCAACUAUGACACAGCCCUGUUUAAAUAUAAUCGUAAAAGAGGAAAGUGAAGAUAUGAGCGUUACAGACCCAUGCGAAGAAAUAAAUGAAGACACCGAGGAACAAACAGACUGGGAGGAACUGGAAGAAACAUCAGCAUCAGGAACAUCAUAUAACUCCAUAUUUCCAGAAGAAUCUUCAGAAGGAAAGAAUCUUCAAAAGAAAAGCACGCACGAAAACGAAGACGGCAAACCUUUAACAUGCCCUCACUGUGGAAAGGGAUUUAGUAGAAAAGCAAACCUUACCUCGCACAUAAGAAUUCACACCGGGGAAAAUCUUUCCACCUGCCCUCAGUGUGACAAAAGUUUUACAAGCCCAGGAAAACUUCGAGAUCACAUAAAAAUUCACACCGGAGAGCGUGCAGCCACAUGUCUUGAGUGUGGAAAGAGUUUUAGAAGGAAAGCGAAACUUAUUGAACACAUGAGGACUCACACUGGAGAGCGCCCAUACCCGUGUCCUCAGUGUGGAAAGAGUUUCACGCAUAAAAGUUAUCUUCGAGUCCACAUAAGGAUCCACACCGGAGAGCGCCCGUACCAGUGUCCUCAGUGUGAUAAGAGUUUCACACAAAAAAGUAGUCUUGAUUUCCACGUGGCAAUUCACACUGGAGAGCGCCCGUACCAAUGUCCUCAGUGUGAACAGAAGUUACCAUGCAAAAGCUCACUCAGAAGUCACUUGAGACUUCACAGUGGAGAGCUCCUUUACCCAUGUCCCAAAGAGGUCAUCGGAUAGGUAUGAUUUAUUAUGCCAAAAUUCAUACGUGACUGGAUCUUUCGUGCAUUGACACUAAACUUACAAGUUGUCCCAAUCAUGAUCUGAGGGUACUUGCGCAGUUUCACAACCUUCUGGUCAAAAGAUAUAAAAACGGAUAUUUUUGGAUAUAACUUUUGACAACUUUGGUAUAUAAUCAUGAGGUGGUCUCUUUUAAAUCUUUAGGUCAAACAGUGCCCAGUGUGUUUUGGUCUGCUGUUUUGGGUGUCGGCCAUUUUGAUUUAUGUUGUUAAAUGCAUGCAUUGUACAAAUUCAAUUGUGUAUAACUUAUGUAAUAAUUGUGCAUGUUAGUAUGCUUAAAGUAGCGAGAUAGUAGUAACUGCAAAAGCGCAGAACCAUACGUCAUGAAAGUCUGAGGAUAAGCCUAAGGGGUUGUGCACACCAAAACUUUUAAACGCGGCUGAAACGCCUGGAGGACACUGAUUGCCAGCUGUUUUUUCAGCUGAGCGCUUUGGUUGCUGUGAUACUUGAGCUGUGAGCCGGUUGGUGGUUGUGAUACUUGUCCCGCCCCUCCUCCACUGUGAUUGGACGGCCGUGUGAGAACUGACACUGACGAGCGGAGCUUUUCACCCAAAGUUGAAUCUUUUUCAACUCUUGACGCUCAGCGCCGGUUUUCAGCUCGGAAAAAAACGCAAGCUGCUGACAUAUUUGAAAAACGCUGAGCUUCCAUUAGAAACAAUCGAAUACAUGUGCCGGUGUCAUGAGCAAUUCGGUCCCCCCUGGCAAUUCGGUCUCCCCUAGGACCCCGAUUGGUACCUAGCACUAAUGCCUGGUCAAAAAUGUGUCAUUCCGAUAUCUCGUCUGCGUUAGCGGUCUAGCAAGCUAAUUACGUUGUACAAAAUAGAAGCAUACAAAUGUUUUUAAAUAAAAGUUAACAAAAAAUAUAUAUAAUAAACUAAUAUUCAUGUUGCAGACACAUCAGUACUUUUGUGUCAUCAUCUGCUUUACAAAAACAAUACUUUUAUUUUUGUAAAUUAUUAACAUACCUUACGAAAUGUAUUUUUUUUAAUAGUAAAAGUGUAGUAAUCUUGGCUUAUAAGUUAUAAUUUUAAUGUGUAAUUCAGCUCACAUUAAACAAAAUCAUGUUCUUUAUAAGUAAUUUAUUAACUUUACACAGUACAAAAGUGAAAAGGGUACAGUAUAAUAAUCUAAAUAAUAAAAUGACACAAGCAAUGUGUAGAUCUCCCACCAUAGCCUCAUUUAUAUACUACUAUAUGAAACAUAUCAUUUAAAAGACGUUAUUUGUAAUUUUAACAACGUUCUUACUACAUAAAUCAUAACGCGAUUUUGUAGGAAUUGUAAUAAGGCGCUAAGAAAACUACCCAUGAGGAGUUUUUUCAGCCAAUGGAAUCACGCGGGGGUCCUAAGGGGGCAGAAUUGCCAGGGGGGACCGAAUUGCUCAUGACACCGGCCGCGGAUGUUAAAGCUUUGGUGUGCACGCCCCCUAACAGUCUGAGGGCGAAAGUGGAUGGAAUAGCAGUGUGUGCCCGCAUAGCUUAUUUAUUUAUUUUGUUUUUUAAUUUAUUUAUUUUCUUAGUUUGAAUUUUGUAUUUUUAAUUAUUUGUUUUUUAAUUGUAAUUAAAUGUAUUUAUUUGGAGCAGGUACAGCUAGUAUGUUAUCUUUUGCUAUUUAAGAGGUGAAAACAGUUUUUUCACUCCACUAUAGAAUUG
Molecule: messenger RNA, 2752 nt
Organism: Misgurnus anguillicaudatus (oriental weatherfish)
Lineage: Eukaryota; Metazoa; Chordata; Actinopteri; Cypriniformes; Cobitidae
Source: RefSeq, a predicted model, not a curated record